Salmo salar (Atlantic salmon) is the source of this 1942-nucleotide messenger RNA. RefSeq names its product heat shock protein family B (small) member 1 (gene hspb1). The record is from RefSeq and is a predicted model, not a curated record. Gene Ontology annotation, biological process: negative regulation of apoptotic process; response to heat; protein refolding. Gene Ontology annotation, cellular component: nucleus; cytoplasm. NCBI's taxonomy places the organism in Eukaryota, Metazoa, Chordata, Actinopteri, Salmoniformes, Salmonidae.
CCGAGGAGCAGACAGAACUUUCUUUGGAAGUUUGAGAGAGACCAACCAAAGUCAUCUACAGCAAGUCAGCCAGUCAGCCAGUCAGCCAAUCAGCCAGCCCACAGCUCUUCUACUGGUACAGUACUACUCGUCUUCCUCCAACCAUGACAGAGAGACGUAUCCCCUUCAGCCUGCUCCGCACCCCCAGCUGGGACCCCUUCCGUGACUGUUACCAGGGCAGCCGGCUCUUUGACCAGGCCUUCGGCAUGCCGGCCGUCCCUGAGGAGUUCCCCACCUUCCCCAGCACCCACUGGCCCGGCUACAUGCGCCCAUCCGCCUUUAGCCCCGACAUGUCCGUUGCUGGAUUCAUACCCUCCAUGAUGCCCCAGAGCCCUGUGAUGUCCCCCCUGCAUAGUGCCAUGAUGCAGGCUGCCAUGAUGCCCCAGGCUACGGUGAUGCCCCAGGCCCCCAUGAUGCCUCAGGCUGGGGCAGCGUCGUACGCCCAUGCCCUCUCCCGCCAGCUCAGCUCUGGCAUGUCUGAGAUCAAGCAGACCCAGGAGACCUGGAAGGUUACUCUGGACGUCAACCACUUCUCCCCUGAGGAGCUGGUGAUCAAGACCAAGGAUGGUGUGGUGGAGAUCACUGGCAAGCAUGAGGAGAGGAAGGACGAACAUGGAUUCGUGUCCAGAUGCUUCACCAGGAAAUACACCCUGCCCUCUAUGGCCGACGCUGAGAAGGUGACGUCCACCCUGUCCUCUGAGGGAGUUCUGACCGUGGAGGCUCCUCUGAACAAGCAGGCCAUCAAGGCUGCAGAGAUCUCCAUUCCUGUCACCAUGGGCAGCAGCAAGACCAAAACCCUGACGACAUGACGAUGAGGAAGAAGAGGAGUGAAGAAACUCCACACACACACACACACACACACACACACUCAGAUGAACACACACAUUUAUCCUAGACACAGAGGAAAUUGUGAGACAGGCGGGGGGGUAGGUAAAACGGUGAUAUUUCCACACUGACUGUAUAGUUACAGUAAGCUCUUGAAAUGCAUCAACAAAAUGUUUCACACACACGCCUUGAACAUUGUGAGGGAGAAACAAGAUACAUUAGGGAUUGCCCUCUCUCUCAUUCAACCCCUCUCUCUCUCGCUCUCUCUCACUGUCUGUCUGUCUGUCUGUCUGUCUGUCUGUCUGUCUGUCUGUCUGUCUGUCUGUCUGUCUGUCUGUCUGUCUGUCUGUCUGUCUGUCUGUCUGUCUGUCUGUCUGUCUGUCUGUCUGUCUGUCUGUCUGUCUGUCUGUCUGUCUGUAAUGAACUCAGCUCUGUGUAGCUGGCUGUCAACACAUCUACACCAUCUACCAUGCUAUAUCUCAUACUCCAGUAAUUACUAUAUGCAUUGAAUCAGGGGACAAAAACUGUUGCACACACACACACACACACACACACACACACACACACACACACACACACACACACACACACACACACACACACACACACACACACACAUUCACACACACCCUCCUCAUCUAUAUUAUGUGCUUGUUAGACACUGAAAUCUAUUACAUCUGCAAACAGUGACUACAACCCUGCUGCUGUCUGUCUGCAUUGUCCACUUGCUCUCUCUCUCUCUCUCUCUCUCUCUCUCUCUCUCUCUCUCUCUCUCUCUCUCUCUCUCUCUCUUCACAGCCAAUAAGACACCAGUGAUAAUGUACUCUGAUCCCAGAUCAUUUUGUUGACAAUGACUAUCGGAGUUGUAAAGACUGCACAAACUGAUCUGGGACCAGGCUAGUAGUACAGCACAGAACCAAAUGGGCCAGCACAUCUGGCUAUUCCACUCAUUGAAAUAGAAUUACAUUCUAUUCCUUUUAUUUUCAUGUUUUCACCAUCCACUGACUGUUGCAGGAAAAUCACUGUUGGAAAGCUGUAUCCCAUGUAAAACGUUGAAUAAAGAAAAAUCCUAAUACAA